ACAGCCCGACGAUGCUAUCCUCGGUCCUAAUGCGAGUCAGUCAUUGCACGCUACAAGCCUCCGCCCCCGAGCAGGCAGGACAAACACCUCAAUGAUGCCACUGAUCCGCCAAUUGACCACCUUCCUCGCCAUCGCCAGCCUGGCGGUGGCAGUCCCACGCCAAGCAGGAAAGUCCCUGCUACAGAAACGCGAGACGCUUCCAGAGUACGCGCUCACCUACGCCCCGCUGUCCUACCUCUACAGCGGGGAGAAGUGGUGGCCCUCCGACAUCACGACGCACUUGGCCAACGUUGAGCCCGAGGUCAACUACACCGCGAUUGGGACGAACGGGUCGGUGACGGUCGACACCCUCGACUCCUACGCAUCGGAUGUCUACCUGACUGCCUCGGAUGGGCCGAUCCUGAAUCCCUUGGAGAGUACCCCGGCGUGGCUCGCGUCUGACUACGGGAUCCCCGAUAGCGAUGGCCUGAGUGCAGCCCCGGGACUCAUCAUUGCGGUGGAGAAGAAUAGUACCACGACGGAUGUGUUUUACUUUUAUUUCUACUCGUACAAUUAUGGCGGAACGGUUCUCGACAUCAACUUUGACGACCACGUGGGCGAUUGGGAGCAUGUUAUGAUCCGAUUCAUCAACGAGCAGCCCUACGCGAUCUACUGCUCCCAACACAGCGCCGGAUCCGCCUACUACUGGGACGUCGUCGACUUCUCCGGUGACCGGCCCCUCACGUACAUCGCCUACGGCGGACACGCGAACUACGUCACCGCUGGCACGCAGGACUACACCAUCGCGCUGGGGAUCGUCAGCGACACCACCGAUGCGGGCUACCUGUGGGACAUGACGCUCAACUACCGGGGGUACUGGUACGACGGCGACACGGGCGCGUUCACCGUCGCGGGGGGCGCGGGCACCGGCGCGACCGAGGAGGCCGCCGAGCAAGCGGACUGGCUCAAUUGGUUGGGCGCUUGGGGCGAUGAGCAGUACCCGGAUGAUUUGCUCGACGAUCUCGAGACCGGCCAGUAUUGUAUCGUGGAUGAGUGUCGCUACACGAGUGGGCCCACCGGGCCGGUGGAUAAGAAUCUCGCUCGGACCACCAUGUGUGAGGAUGAUGAUGAUUGUACCAUUUUUGAUAAUAUUGAUGAUUUGACGCAUCAGUCUUGAGGAACUUGGUCGCAUCGUUGUGGAUACCUCGAGGUGGGCUUGGUGGGUUCGAGUGUCAGUGGACAGUGAUAUACAAUGGCAGUAGC
Molecule: messenger RNA, 1242 nt
Organism: Aspergillus saccharolyticus JOP 1030-1
Lineage: Eukaryota; Fungi; Ascomycota; Eurotiomycetes; Eurotiales; Aspergillaceae
Exons: 3
Coding region: 92-1156 (354 amino acids)
Source: RefSeq, a predicted model, not a curated record